This is a messenger RNA of Girardinichthys multiradiatus, 2397 nucleotides long. It is a transcript of the gene coro6, whose product is annotated as coronin 6. Gene Ontology annotation, biological process: actin filament organization; cell migration. The coding region runs from base 254 to 1660 and encodes 468 amino acids. Gene Ontology annotation, molecular function: actin filament binding. The record is from RefSeq and is a predicted model, not a curated record. Lineage: Eukaryota; Metazoa; Chordata; Actinopteri; Cyprinodontiformes; Goodeidae. The transcript is spliced from 11 exons.
CCAAAAUAGACGGCAGACCACCCUCCUGUCUUGCCUGCUCUGUAUCGGCGCUGUCUCCCUCUCUUUCUCUCUCUCCUCCUACUGGGGUUCGUCGCACAGUUCCAGUCCAGUGCGUCCCCAUCAGGAGUCCGCACUUUAGGACAGCGGAGCGCAGGGCCUUGAUAUAAUUCAAAAGAGGAAGAGGAAGAAGAGGAGAGGCAACACAACCGCAAGAAGGUCUCAAGGGAAGAGGGGUCUCCCCAAAACCUGAGUCAUGAGUCGCAGCAUCGUGCGGCAGAGUAAGUUUCGUCACGUCUUCGGCCAGGCGGUCAAGGCGGAGCAGGGUUACGAUGACAUUCGGGUUUCCAAGGUGACGUGGGACAGCUCGUUCUGCGCCGUCAACCCAAAGUUCUUGGCGGUCAUCGUUGAGUCCAGUGGUGGAGGAGCGUUUCUCGUCCUGCCCCUCUCGAAGACAGGCCGCGUGGAUAAGAACUACCCGCUGGUAAUUGGCCACUCUGGACCCAUCCUAGAUAUCGACUGGUGCCCUCAUAAUGAUAACAUCCUAGCCAGCUGUUCUGAAGACUGCACAGCAAUGGUUUGGCAGAUACCAGAUCACUCCCUAAUCCGUCCCCUUUCCGAUCCCGUCGUUGUGCUUGAGGGACACUCCAAACGAGUUGGCAUCGUCAGCUGGCACCCUACUGCACGCAACAUCCUCCUCACUGCCGGCAGUGACAAUCUCAUAAUAAUCUGGAACGUGGGCACAGGCGAACCUGUCAUUUCUAUGGACGACCACCCAGACCUCAUCUACAGCGUCAGCUGGAACCGCAAUGGCAGCUUGUUUUGCACCACCUGUAAAGAUCGACGCCUGCGUGUCUGUGACCCCCGAAAGAAGGAAGUGGUGGCGGAACGUCUGGCUCCACAUGAGGGCAUUCGACCAAUGAGAGCCAUUUUCAUCAGAGACGGAAACAUCUUCACCACCGGAUUCACCCGAAUGAGCCAGAGAGAGCUUGGCCUCUGGGACCCGACAAACUUUGAAGAGCCUAUAGCACUUUUGGAGCUGGACACAAGUAAUGGAGUGUUGUUACCGUAUUAUGAUGCAGAUGCAAACAUGGUCUACUUGUGUGGGAAGGGAGACAGCAGUAUCCGUUACUUUGAGGUCACAGAGGAACCGCCGUACGUCCAUUACCUCAACACCUUCAGCAGUAAAGAGCCCCAGAGAGGGAUGGGCUUCAUGCCAAAGAGAGGUGUGGAUGUCACCAAAUGUGAGAUUGCACGGUUAUACAAGCUGCUUGACAAAAAGUGUGAGCCCAUCACCAUGACAGUUCCGAGAAAAUCGGACCUCUUCCAGGAUGACUUGUACCCUGACACAGCAGGGCCUGAUCCUUCAAUGGAGCCCGAAGAGUGGUUGGAUGGCCGCGACGAAGACCCUAUCCUGAUCUCCAUGAGGGAAGGCUACAUGCCGGCGAAGAGCCGAGAGCUCAAAGUGGCAAGGAAGAACGUUCUGGACAGACCUACCACCAGACGUAGCAUGUCCACCUUGGACACCAACAACUUGCCUCCUCAGCUGCUUGAGAGGCUACUGGAGGAGAUUCAGAACCUGAAGGCCACAGUUUUGACUCAGGAGAAGCGGAUCUGUGACUUGGAGAAUAAGCUUUCCCAGUACACCAAUGGCACUGCCUGAUGUGCAUGUGAACACAUUGCCUAAAGAACUGGUCUGAAUUUCAGAAUCAUGUUUAUUAUAGAAAUGUGUUUCCACUGCACUGACAAAAACAAAAUCACCCUUCUGAAUACUUUAACCAUUUAGUCUCCUUGAACAUACUCUUAAAUAAUGCAGAUAAUUGAUCACCUGUGUAAAUCAAAGCCAAACCCAGAGGCUUUGUGGUUAUUUCUAUAAAAUUCUAAUCCUAGUUUGAAAUAAUGUAUUGUCAUGGCAAAGGCAAUGCAUUUGUGAAGCUGAAUAGACUGAAAACUGUAGAGCUGUGGGACUGUGCAAUUGAAGGACAUAGGCAAGUCGGAUGUAAGGUUAAAGGUUUGCAAUGUUUACAGCAUUUUCAACAGAAACAAGUGAACACCAGUUUCCAAGCUGGUUUGUUUCUUAAGAUGGUGGUGCAUGUGUAUGCAGCAACUUGGGGGCUCUCGGCUUUUUAAUCUUUUAUUCAUUUUUUUUCCAAAAAAAAAGAGGUGUACCAGGAAGAAAAAUAAAGUUCAAGAGAAGAAAAUACUCCAUCAGCAUGAAAAGAGCGUACACAUGUACUAGACGGUCAGGUAUUACAAAAGACCUCUAUCCAUACAUUUCAAAAUGUAAAUAGUGAUCAAAAGAAACAGGUAAAUAAAGAUGGAACUUUUAGCAAAAUGUCAAAAGAAAAACAUGUUUGUGUUCUGUAAAACAUCACAACAAUAAAAAAUAUGUUUUUUUAA